Messenger RNA from Rhipicephalus sanguineus (brown dog tick), 2222 nucleotides. Its product is annotated as homeotic protein ocelliless. NCBI's taxonomy places the organism in Eukaryota, Metazoa, Arthropoda, Arachnida, Ixodida, Ixodidae. The record is from RefSeq and is a predicted model, not a curated record. Gene Ontology annotation, molecular function: DNA-binding transcription factor activity, RNA polymerase II-specific; RNA polymerase II transcription regulatory region sequence-specific DNA binding. Bases 479 to 2095 code for a protein of 538 amino acids. The transcript has 8 exons. Gene Ontology annotation, biological process: regulation of transcription by RNA polymerase II.
CAGCGAUCAUGGACGCUGCUGCAUCGUCACUCACUGGCCAGUACGCGAGCUCGAACUUGGCCGAGACGUCAGUCGAACGAGCGUCUCUAACUGACAAAGAGAGUGCAUAGAAUUCAUUUCGCAGCUCGCCGCUCAUGUGUUCGGCGUGCGAGCUGAAGUUCGCAAAAACGUACCAGCUGAUCUCGGCACAGUGGUGGUAGUCAAGGCGCGUGCGGCGUGCCGCUUCGGAAUCCGUAGCGCGGUUGCCGUCUGACUGAAGGUCUGCGAGAUUUGACACUACCGGCUCUGCCAAGGACUUCUCCGUUCCUCGCCGCUGGUGAAUCGUCUCUGCACCGCGUGUAACGUACUGUCGUGUGCUCCCGACGUCUUCAGCUCUCUGCGAAGCCAUCGACCAGAGGCGGCGACGGCGCUAGCGAACGAGUUUUGACAAAUUCGGAGCGUUCACCCCUUCCCUCAGACAGUCCCUGCCGUGGUGACUAUGUUCUGUUACCACUGUCCGAUAAGCAGCCUUGGUCCAAGACCUCCUCCCCUGCCUUUCUCUGUUUACUCUCCGGGAUCUCCAUAUGGUAGCUAUGGAUACCAGUCGGAGCUUCACGAAGAUGCCUUCGUGCGGAGAAAGCAGCGAAGGAACAGGACGACGUUUACCGUCCAACAGCUGGAGGAGCUGGAGAAGGCGUUUGCUCAGACCCACUACCCGGACGUGUUCACGCGAGAGGACCUCGCCAUGAAGAUAAACCUCACCGAGGCCAGGGUCCAGGUCUGGUUUCAAAACCGACGCGCCAAGUGGCGCAAGGCCGAGCGGCUGCGCAAGGAACGCGAAGAGAAAGACCGCUCGGCGGCCGGAGCGGACGGCGCCUCUUCCGGCGGCGCGGCAACAGAUGCCGGCGGAGCAGGGAGCGGCGACCUGGCCACGGGUAGCGACAACGGUGGACCCCCGAGUCCACUCUCCUCUGGCGAAAGGAUUGACAAGCCCGGCGUGCACAGCAGCUCUUCGCUGGCCAUGCACGACGAGGACGACGACGAGUCUCAGGCGUCGGCGCAAUCAGACUCGGCCGGAAGCGCGGCUGCCGCCGCCUCCUCCACGACCAAUGGCGGCGGCGGCGGCGGCGGCGCGGCGCCUUCUUUGCUCGACCCGUCGCGACUCGCGGCCGACCAGUCGCGGCUGGAGGCGUUCGCCAAGGCUCACGAGGCCGCCAUGAAUUCGUCGCCACUGCUAGCAGCUGCGGCAGCCGCGGGUAGGGCCCCGCUGUCGCUGCUGCCACCGCCUCUGAGUGCCGCGUCCCGCUUGUCCUCGGUGCCCUCGUCCGUCUCGUCCGUCAUGGAGCAGCAGCAUCCGUUCUUCAAGGACGCUUUGUCGUCUUUCGCCGCCGCGGCCGCUGCGUCACUGCCAUUGCGAGGCAUGCACCAGCACCCGCUGUUCUCCGCCUUUGCUGACUCAGGUUUGGGUGGGCCGGGCGGUGGACCACCGGGCGUCGGUGUGAGCGCCGGCAGCGGUGGAGGAGCAGGAGGAGCAACGGGGGCCGGCGGGGGCUGCUCGGCGCCGGACUCGCUGCUGGGUCCGCACCCGCGCUUUCCUCUGCCACCCAUGUACUUCCCGCCUCACCUGUCGGCGCAAUUUGCUGCAGGACACGCUGCUGCUGCAGCAGCAGCCGCAGCCUCGUUCCCGUUCAAAGGCAUGCACCCGCUGUGCGCGUGCUGCGUGGCCAAAACCCACGGUACGCCGCACCAGGCUCCCGCGCACUCGGCGGCACCGCCCCACCACGCAGCCUCCUCCACCGAUAACCACCACGCAGCUGCGGCGCUUAGCCAACUGGGGGCCGCCGCCGCUGCCGCCGCCGCGAGCGCUGCCGCCGGCGGCAACAGCGGCGCCGGAGGCAGCAGCAGCGCUAUCAUCACUUCCGGCGCACAGGCGCUGUCCGGCGGCACGGGACGCAACAGCGCGGGUGGCACAGCAAAUGGCGGCUCGGACGAAGUCACCACCACCAGCAGCGUGUCCGAACUGCGGCGCAAGGCCCGCGAGCACUCACAGGCAGUCAUGCUGCAGUCAGCGGCCAUGCUGAAGCCGCCGGCUGUCACGGUCUCGGAGAGCGCUUAGGCGUCCACGCAGCACACUGCACUUUAAGUGCAGCAGGACACGCGGCGGUGGGCACAUAUUCCGCGAGUGUAAAACGUACCGCUCCUCUCCAUCCUUGCUCUCUCUUCUUUUGCUUUUCUUUCCACAA